This is a messenger RNA of Fundulus heteroclitus (mummichog), 560 nucleotides long. Its product is annotated as exocyst complex component 1-like. Gene Ontology annotation, molecular function: phosphatidylinositol-4,5-bisphosphate binding. The coding region runs from base 63 to 560 and encodes 165 amino acids. Gene Ontology annotation, cellular component: exocyst; plasma membrane. Lineage: Eukaryota; Metazoa; Chordata; Actinopteri; Cyprinodontiformes; Fundulidae. Gene Ontology annotation, biological process: exocytosis; Golgi to plasma membrane transport. The transcript has 3 exons. The record is from RefSeq and is a predicted model, not a curated record.
UUUGUUUCUGCUUGUCCUGUCAGCCAGAAACAGAAGAAACGAAUGGAAGCAUCCCGUCAAGGAUGCCUCCCCAGGCCGACCACCGACACUCCUUGUCAUCUGAGAAAGACAUGGUGCGGCUGAUGAUGAAUAAAAUCUUCCAGAGCAUCGAACCCGAGCUCAACAGCCUGAUCGCUCUGGGCGACAAGAUUGACAGCUUCCACUCUCUGUACAUGCUGGUGAAGAUGAGCCACCAUGUGUGGACAGCUGAGAACGUAGAUCCGGCAUCUUUCCUUAGCACCACCCUGGGAAAUGUGUUGGUCACAGUAAAGAGGAACUUUGACAAAUGCAUCUCAGGUCAGAUCAAACAGAUGGAAGAAGUGAAGAUUUCUAAGAAAAGCAAAGUUGGGAUCCUGCCUUUUGUCACAAGAUUUGAGGAGUUUGCUGAACUGGCUGAGACGAUCUUCCGUAACGCAGAGCGCAGGGGGGACCUGGAUAAAGCCUACGUGAAGCUUAUCAGGGCUGUUUUCAUGAAUGGUGAGUCUUCUGGUCAUUUAAAAGUGCUCCUGAAUGCACCAUAG